Molecule: messenger RNA, 3330 nt
Organism: Elgaria multicarinata webbii
Lineage: Eukaryota; Metazoa; Chordata; Lepidosauria; Squamata; Anguidae
Gene: UBA5
Product: ubiquitin like modifier activating enzyme 5
Exons: 12
Coding region: 79-1284 (401 amino acids)
Biological process (GO): protein ufmylation
Cellular component (GO): cytoplasm; cytosol
Molecular function (GO): UFM1 activating enzyme activity
Source: RefSeq, a predicted model, not a curated record
UUGAGCGGAGGGGCGGCUGGUGCCUGGCGCUGGCCAUUUCCUGGGCCAUUUUCUAAGCUGCCCUUCUGGGAACCGGCCAUGGCCGCUUCGGCGAAGCUGGUGGAGCAGCUGCAGCGCCGCGUCCGAGAGCUGGAGGAAGAGCUGGCCCGGGAGAGGGGAGGCGGCCCGGGCCGGCAACGAGCGAGGAUCGAGCAGAUGAGCCCCGAGGUGACGGACUCCAAUCCGUACAGUCGCUUGAUGGCACUGAAACGGAUGGGAAUUGUGCAAGAUUAUGAGAAAAUCCGCUCCUUUGCAGUAGCGGUGGUGGGUGUUGGUGGAGUUGGCAGCGUGACUGCUGAGAUGCUGACAAGAUGUGGCAUUGGUAAGCUGCUCCUGUUUGAUUAUGAUAAAGUGGAGCUGGCAAAUAUGAAUAGACUCUUUUUCCAACCCCAUCAAGCUGGACUGAGUAAAGUUCAAGCAGCAGAGCAUACUUUAAGGAACAUAAAUCCUGAUGUCCAGUUUGAAGUACAUAAUUACAACAUCACAACCAUGGACAACUUUCAACACUUUAUGGAUAGGAUCAGUAAUGGUGGAUUAGAAGAAGGGAAACCUGUUGAUCUUGUAUUGAGCUGUGUAGAUAACUUUGAAGCUCGCAUGGCAAUUAACACCGCCUGUAAUGAGCUUGGCCAAAUAUGGAUGGAAUCCGGAGUAAGUGAAAAUGCCGUCUCUGGUCAUAUCCAGCUGAUCAUUCCUGGUGAAUCAGCUUGUUUUGCGUGUGCACCUCCGCUUGUCGUAGCAGCAAACAUAGACGAGAAAACGUUAAAACGAGAGGGAGUUUGCGCAGCUAGCCUUCCCACCACUAUGGGAGUGGUCGCUGGCCUUCUUGUGCAAAAUGUCUUGAAAUAUUUAUUAAACUUUGGUACUGUGAGUUUUUACCUUGGCUACAACGCAAUGCAGGAUUUCUUUCCCGCCAUGAUAAUGAAGCCAAAUACACAGUGUGGUGACAGAAACUGCAGAAAGCAGCAAGAAGAGUACAAGAAAAAAGCAGCAAAAAAUCCUAAACCAGAAGUAUUUGAACAGGAAGAAGAAAUAGUACACGAAGAUAAUGAUUGGGGUAUAGAGUUGGUUUCAGAGGUUUCAGAAGCAGAAUUGAAAGCUGCUUCUGGUCCAGUUCCUGAUCUACCAGAAGGAAUCACACUGGCAUACACAAUACCAGACAAGGAAGAGAAUGCUGUAUCUGGGGAAAGUGUUGCGGAGUCGGAGGACAGCCUAGAAGAACUUAUGGCUAAGAUGAAGAACAUAUAGCACAAAGAGCACUUCAAGAAUACUGUAAUCUCAACUUUCGAGGAUAUGUUUUGUUACAAAUUUUGUUUUUUGUGGAUUAUGUUUCAUCAUGUGUUUGUCCUUGUAAUUAUGUGACUAAAUACUGUCAGCUAAGAAAUUUUCAGAAGGUAUGAUGGUCCAAAUUUCCAGUGAAACGUAAGGCAAACUGACAGGGAAAAAACACUUUAGUAUAUAACACAGAAUCCUUAGCUGCCUUUUAGACUAAUUCAGAUGAGGAUAAAUUUACUGAUAGUAAACAGUUUACUUGUUAGCAUGACAGUGCAAGAAAAGUAGAUAAAGUAAUUUUGCAAACCUCAUGAUCUUCAGCUAUAUUCUUUAGAAUGGAAUACUUCAGUGGUUGGUCUAGCCUUAUAGCAUUGUGUCAAUUCACUUAUAAUGGUAAACCAUGAUUCAGUGCAGCCUUCCCCAAUCUUGUCCCUCCAUAUGUUUUAGCAUGCAGCUCCCACAGCCCAAGAUCAGGGAUGAUGGGAGUUAUAGGCCAAAACCUUUAAGAGGGACCCAGUGUGGUGAAGGCUGUUUUAGCACUGUGUGUUCUGCAAGCUUGAGCAAAGCCUCAUGCUUGAAUGCUCCCCUCUUCUGUUACCAUACAGCCAGCAGGAGAAAUAAAUCAUGAUUCAGCUUAGUUUUCCUUGAUUCCUAGUUUGUCAUUACAUAGGAACCAGGAAUCAUGGUUAAUAAUUUUGUUUUUAAAAGUCCAUGGUUUGGGGUUAAUUUUUUUUGGCAGUUGUUGAGAAUUUGUUUUAAUCAUAACUACAGGGCAGGAAUCUGGGAAAGUGAAACAAUCAUGGCUUAUUCCUCCUCGCAUCAGCACAGGUGUAGCAUUGCUUGGGCAUAUUAUGCUAAAUCAUGGAUUAGGGUUAUGUGCAAACAAGGCCUCUGUUUCUCUAUAACAUGACAUAAUGUGCCUGUUACUUGUCCAUGCAAUUGUGUGUAUAUGCUUGUUCGUUCCAAGCAACUCAUUUAUGCAUAUUUGAUGGAGUUUGAUGUGUUCUUUGAUUCCAAAAUCAAAAUUAUAUCUGUACACCCUGACAUGCUUGCUUUGGUCUGGAAAACUGAAUGCACUAAAAACUAGACAAUUAUGGUAGCAUAGGUGAGCAUCUACCAUUUCCCCCCACCCCCCCACCCCCGCCCAUGCCCCCUAGAUGUUUGGGUCUUCGACAAAAUCCAGUACUGUGUAGCUUGUAUUAGGCAGAGAAUGUCUUGAAUGGUAAACUCACCAUCCCUGCAGUCUAACUUCAUGGAAAAAUAUUAAUUCAGAAAUGCUUUUAGAAAUCCUGCCUUUAAAAAAGCGGUUUCCAAGUAAGAAGGAAAGAAAAACUCAGAGCCUAGUGUCCUUUAGAGUAGCUGAAUUAAAGUUGCUUCAAACUGAUGGAGAAAAUCCAGGACCUCACUGGAACAAGUGCACUGCGGCCUCUGUUAGAAGAGAUGGUCUAGCUUAACUGCAGUUACUCACCCAUCAUGUUCAACUGUAGAUUAUCACACAUGUGCAGCAAAAUAAUUCCCACUCCAGUAACAUUUAUAAGUUAAGUUUCAGGUAUCUAUUUUAAACAAGCAGGGUGCAAUCCAACAGAAGCAUGCCUAGAAUCAAUGGGCUCAUUAAGUGUAUUUAAUUCUGUCGUGGCCACCAUUUUAGAGCCACUUUAAGCCACAGCUUUACUUGCUGGAUCAAAAUUUAUACAUCUGAAUAGCAUUUCUGAGGCUGUUAGUAGAAAUGCACUUAUAAUGAACUGGUGCUUAAUAUACAAAACUGUAUUUUAAAUGUAAGAGUUGGUCAAAAGCUAGAACAGUCCAUGAGUAGAACGAGUCAAACAGCUUUGCAAAGAAAGAAGUUUUGGAAAUUUGAUACUUGAACGAGAUACAAUUAAUUGUCUUAGAUACUCCAUUCCUGCAGUGAAUAUCAGACACUGCUGUUAUUCCAGUGCAUUUUUACAACGGUCUUGUCUAUUCCUUUUGUGAGUUCAAGAUAGGCUAACAUUCUUGCUUGUAAAUAAACUUUACUACCAAAAA